Molecule: messenger RNA, 2067 nt
Organism: Lottia gigantea (owl limpet)
Lineage: Eukaryota; Metazoa; Mollusca; Gastropoda; Lottiidae
Exons: 19
Molecular function (GO): calcium ion binding
Source: RefSeq, a predicted model, not a curated record
AUGGCAGCCUACGUGAGGUGGAAAUCUCCCCUAAAAUUCUUAGUUUUAUUUUCUCUAAUUGCGUCCACAUCUCAGAAUUCUCGACAAAAGCGAGAAAUUUUACCAGAUCAGCCUAGAAUAGUAACCCAAAAUGGUAAUUUGGUAUUUCAAACGGGCACCGGUCAUGACAUCACGUUUAAAGCUAUCAAUGGUGGAAAAAUAAAACUAGGAGAGUCAGAUAUUACAGAUCUAGCAAUAUCGGUUGAGAGUAACAGAAAUGACAUUGAUCAGAUCAAAAAUUCUCCCACAGCUUUACCCAGUAACUUGGUGAAUCGUGUUGACGAUUUAAAAACAAAGGUAGAUAACCUAGCUACAACUGGGGAAGUGGCAAAUAAAUUAUCUGGUCUGAGAACAGAUGUCACCAGUUUACAAAGUACUGUUAAUACUAACAGAAAUGAUAUUGAUAGGAUCAAAAAUGCUCCCACAUCUCUACCAAGUAACCUAGCCACUCGAUUCGAUACGUUAAAAACAAGGGUAGAUAACCUAGCUACAACUGGAGAUGUUGCUAACAAAUUAACAAGUUUAAGAAAUGAUGUAACAAGCUUACAGAGUACAAGGAAUGACCUAACCAGUAGAAUAUCAGCUGUAGAGACCAGUAUAAAUCAACCUACAGGCAAUGUCAAAUCACAGCUUACAUCUAUGUCUUCAAGACUCGAUACUUUAGAGGGCAGGAUAUCAACAUUAGAAUCUACCAGUAGUAGUAGUUCUACUACAGGAGUUACUGCUCUACAAACAAGGCCAUUACCGAGUGGAGGAGGGAGUAGAGGAAGUGGUAGUUCUAGGGGACGAUCUCGAAGCUACAGACGUCUAGCAUCUAGGGUCACAACAUUAGAAGAACAAGUUCGUAAUUUACAAACAUUAUUAACAAGAAGAGAAUGUGACAGUCAUCCUUGUAGAAAUGGUGGAACUUGUCUUGAUCUAUUUAAUGGUUUUAUCUGUAAAUGCAACUCAUACUGGACGGGUCCUACGUGUGAAACAGAUGUAAAUGAAUGUAGUACACUAGCAGGAACUGAUCUGGGAUGUCAGAAUGAUGGAACAUGCGUUAAUAAAGUUAAUGGAUUUGAAUGUCAUUGUCCAGCUAACUGGCAUGGUAUACGCUGUACCGAGUCUCAUGAUGACUGUACUGGUGCUAGUCAAACUGAACUCUGUGGUCAUGGUACCUGUAUUAAUAUACCACGAGUGUCUCAGGGACAGGCUAAGUAUAAGUGUAUAUGUGAUGAUGGUUGGACUAAGACAACAGGUAAUCCAGCUUGUACAGUAGAUGUUGAUGAAUGUACUCAAGCUACUACCUCGUGUUCUCGUGAUCCUCUGGUACAAUGUAUCAACAUACCUGGUAGUUUUAGAUGUGGUUCCUGUCCCUCAGGAUUUACUGGUAAUGGAUAUACAUGUACUGAUAUUAAUGAAUGUUUAUCAAAUAAUGGAGGAUGUUCGUUAGCACCUCGUGUAGAUUGUAUCAAUACUAGAGGCUCCAGACGGUGUGCAUCUUGUCCAUCAGGUUACCAAGGUGAUGGUGUAUCAUGUUCCUGGGUCGGUGUUUGUGGUGUUAAUAAUGGUGGUUGUAGUAUCGUAGCAACAUGUAGAGAAACUCCAGGAUUUGCAGGAAGAUCCUGUACGUGUCCAUCAGGUUAUAGUGGUAAUGGUAUUGGCAGUAAUGGAUGUACCCGAUCCAGCCCUCAAACAGGAUCCUGUGCAAAUCAACACUGUCAAAAUGGUGGCACUUGUCAGCCCUCUGGAAGUGGGUAUAUAUGUCAGUGUACAACAGGGUAUACAGGCUCCAACUGUCAAUCAGAUAUCAAUGAAUGUACCAACAACCCCUGUCAAAAUGGUGGACGAUGUAUUAACUCUAUUGGAAGUUUUAGUUGUAAUUGUACAACAGAUUAUACGGGGCCCACCUGUCAGCAAGCACAACAGAGUUGUGGUGGAACAUUGCGUGGUGAGUCAGGAUCGUUGAGUUUUCCAAGAACUACAGGUACUACUUACCCACAUUCUGUAUCAUGUGCCUGGGUAAUAGAGACUACAUCUGGAAAG